Pan troglodytes (chimpanzee) is the source of this 5813-nucleotide messenger RNA. RefSeq names its product TBC1 domain family member 30 (gene TBC1D30). The transcript has 13 exons. The record is from RefSeq and is a predicted model, not a curated record. Gene Ontology annotation, cellular component: endoplasmic reticulum. Lineage: Eukaryota; Metazoa; Chordata; Mammalia; Primates; Hominidae. The coding region runs from base 197 to 2971 and encodes 924 amino acids.
GCCCGGUCCGGAGCGGAGGGGAGCGGCUCAGGUGCCGGCUCGGGGGAGGCCCGGGCACCUCGGGGAUCCAGAGCCCGCUGGCGCCGCGCCCGGGAGGGCACCACCGGCGAGGACGAAGCCGCGCCUCCUCCCGGAACUGGCCGGCGCCGCGAGGCGGGAGGAGCAGCGGGAGCCGGGCAGCCGCGCGCCGGGGACCAUGGACGUCCUUCCCACCGGCGGGGGCCGCCCGGGGCUCCGGACGGAGCUGGAAUUCCGCGGCGGCGGUGGCGAGGCGAGGCUGGAGAGUCAGGAGGAAGAAACGAUUCCUGCAGCUCCCCCAGCCCCGCGCCUCCGGGGAGCGGUGGAGCGGCCGCGGCGCUCCCGGGACUCGUGGGACGGCGAUGAGGACACGGAGCCCGGCGAGGCGUGCGGCGGCCGCACAAGCCGCACGGCGUCCCUGGUGAGCGGGCUGCUCAACGAGCUGUACAGCUGCACAGAGGAGGAGGAGGCGGCGGGCGGGGGCCGCGGGGCCGAGGGCCGCCGGCGGCGCCGCGACAGCCUCGACAGCUCCACCGAGGCCUCGGGCUCCGACGUGGUCCUGGGCGGCCGCAGCGGUGCCGGCGACUCCCGCGUGCUGCAGGAGCUGCAGGAGCGACCGAGCCAGCGGCAUCAGAUGCUGUACCUGCGGCAGAAAGACGCUAAUGAACUGAAGACGAUCCUUCGAGAGCUAAAGUACAGAAUUGGCAUCCAGUCGGCCAAGUUACUUCGGCAUCUGAAGCAGAAAGAUAGGCUUCUGCAUAAAGUGCAGAGGAACUGUGAUAUUGUGACUGCCUGCUUGCAGGCUGUGUCACAGAAGAGAAGAGUUGAUACCAAGUUGAAAUUCACUCUUGAGCCAUCUUUAGGUCAAAAUGGUUUUCAGCAGUGGUACGAUGCUCUCAAGGCAGUUGCCAGGCUAUCCACAGGAAUACCAAAGGAAUGGAGGAGAAAGGUUUGGUUGACCUUGGCAGAUCAUUAUUUGCACAGUAUAGCCAUUGACUGGGACAAAACCAUGCGCUUCACUUUCAAUGAAAGGAGUAAUCCUGAUGAUGACUCCAUGGGAAUUCAGAUAGUCAAGGACCUUCACCGCACAGGCUGUAGUUCUUACUGUGGCCAGGAGGCUGAGCAGGACAGGGUUGUGUUGAAGCGGGUGCUGCUGGCUUAUGCCCGAUGGAACAAAACUGUUGGGUACUGCCAAGGCUUUAACAUCCUGGCUGCACUAAUUCUGGAAGUGAUGGAAGGCAAUGAAGGGGAUGCCCUGAAAAUUAUGAUUUACCUUAUUGAUAAGGUACUUCCCGAAAGCUAUUUUGUCAAUAAUCUCCGGGCAUUGUCUGUGGAUAUGGCUGUCUUCAGAGACCUUUUAAGAAUGAAGCUGCCAGAAUUAUCUCAGCACCUGGAUACUCUUCAGAGAACUGCAAACAAAGAAAGUGGAGGUGGAUAUGAGCCCCCACUUACAAAUGUCUUCACGAUGCAGUGGUUUCUGACUCUCUUUGCCACAUGCCUCCCUAAUCAGACCGUUUUAAAGAUCUGGGAUUCAGUCUUCUUUGAAGGUUCAGAAAUCAUCCUAAGGGUGUCGCUGGCUAUCUGGGCAAAAUUAGGAGAGCAGAUAGAAUGUUGUGAAACAGCAGAUGAAUUCUACAGCACCAUGGGGCGCCUUACCCAGGAGAUGCUAGAGAAUGAUCUUCUGCAAAGCCAUGAACUCAUGCAGACUGUUUAUUCCAUGGCUCCGUUUCCUUUCCCACAAUUGGCAGAGUUGAGGGAAAAAUACACCUACAACAUUACACCGUUCCCAGCCACAGUUAAACCCACCUCAGUUUCUGGACGACAUAGUAAGGCCAGAGACAGUGAUGAAGAGAAUGACCCAGACGAUGAGGAUGCUGUCGUUAAUGCAGUGGGGUGUCUUGGACCUUUUAGUGGGUUCCUGGCUCCUGAACUGCAGAAGUACCAAAAACAAAUUAAAGAGCCAAAUGAGGAGCAGAGUCUGAGAUCUAAUAACAUUGCAGAGCUGAGUCCAGGAGCAAUCAAUUCCUGUCGAAGUGAAUACCAUGCAGCUUUUAACAGUAUGAUGAUGGAACGCAUGACCACAGAUAUCAAUGCACUGAAGCGGCAGUACUCUCGAAUUAAAAAGAAGCAACAGCAGCAGGUUCAUCAGGUGUACAUCAGGGCAGACAAAGGGCCAGUGACCAGCAUUCUCCCGUCUCAGGUAAACAGUUCUCCAGUUAUAAACCACCUUCUUUUAGGAAAGAAGAUGAAAAUGACUAACAGAGCUGCCAAGAAUGCUGUCAUCCACAUCCCUGGUCACACAGGAGGGAAAAUAUCUCCUGUCCCCUACGAAGACCUUAAGACGAAGCUCAACUCCCCGUGGCGAACUCACAUCCGAGUCCACAAAAAGAACAUGCCAAGGACCAAGAGUCAUCCGGGCUGUGGGGACACCAUAGGGCUGAUAGAUGAGCAGAACGAGGCCAGCAAGACCAAUGGGCUGGGGGCAGCAGAGGCGUUCCCCUCUGGUUGUACAGCGACAGCUGGGAGAGAAGGCAGCAGCCCUGAAGGCAGUACCAGGAGGACGAUCGAGGGGCAGUCUCCGGAGCCGGUGUUCGGAGAUGCUGAUGUGGAUGUGUCUGCAGUUCAGGUGAAGUUGGGAGCCCUGGAACUGAACCAGAGGGAUGCUGCAGCUGAAACUGAGCUCAGGGUGCACCCACCCUGCCAGCGGCACUGCCCAGAGCCGCCAAGCGCACCCGAAGAAAACAAAGCCACCAGCAAAGCUCCCCAAGGCAGCAACUCAAAAACCCCCAUCUUUAGCCCUUUUCCCAGCGUCAAGCCCCUGCGGAAAUCUGCUACUGCCAGGAACUUGGGAUUAUAUGGCCCUACAGAAAGAACCCCAACCGUGCACUUUCCUCAAAUGAGUAGGAGCUUCAGCAAACCCGGCGGUGGAAACAGUGGCACUAAAAAACGGUGAUGUCUCCCCGAAACUUUGUAUCUGGACUCACCUUUUCACAGUAGUAUAAGGGUUGCAGCUGAAUGGCUCUAAAAGAGUUUUAUUUGUCCAGUGAAAAUGAAUAGGUUCAGGGAUGAGCAACAGCCCAUAAAAAAUGGGAACUGGAAGUUUUAUAAUAGGAGUUAGAACAGGGCUGUUUUCCCAGCUACUUGCUAACUGACGAAGUGGAUUCUUGUGGCAAAAUAAAUAUUGUGGUUUUAUAGUGUGAAGUUUUCCCAAUUUUUCAUUGUGAGCUGUUUAAAAAGACUAUAUCUAGAUUGUUAACUCUCGUCCAUCCUUCUGUUCUGGGGGCCUUCAGAGUCCCUGUGACAGCACCCCCAAACCUUCCAGUUCUCUGGGUGUUACUAAUACUCAAGCAUGCACAUACCAGCUUGCUAGGACAGAAACUGUAAAAAGAAAGUAAGUUUCUUCGUUACAAAAAACUUCCUGAUUUUCCUUUUCAUGCUUUACGGAGGGGAUUGUGUCAUGUGAGAUUUCCCACAGUACCAGUUUCAAAUUUUUUUUUUUAUUCUUAUGCUAAAUCAUAGGAGAAAAAUCUAGAUAGCCUUUCUUUAACUGUCUAUUUCUACCUGCAAAAUGAAGAAAACCUUUCAUCUGUUGAAAUUUCGGUCGAUAACCCAGCUGAAGAUCUUAUGCACAGGACACACUUGGCAUAUGCUUUACGCAGUUGCUCCGGACAGCUUGCUCGCGCCACUGAGCUUUUCCUGAGGUUUGUGUUCGCCUCUCAAGGAGAGCUUUGAUCCUCAGUGGUACGGAUGACUUGAUGGGCUCCAUGCGGAGCCUGGCCUGCAUCCCCCACCACACAGCUCACUCACCCACCAGCUCUAAACUGCAGACGCACAAGGCCUCUGCUCAGAAGCCAGAACACAGCACCUGUGACUCUGUUACUUGAAUUUUGUGCUUUUUGAUUGGAGUCCUUUGUUGAGUACUUUGUUAAUUGAACACUGCCUUUCUCUGGAGAAGGCCCCAGUGCUUUCUAGCUCCCUCUCACUCCUGCCCUUUCUAGCUCUCUCUCACCCAGCGGGUCAGGGAUAGCACCUCUUGUCUCCACUAUGCAGAUGGGAACUCUGAGCCACACAGAGGUGAAGUAGCACUUCAGUUACUCAAGGUCAGUACUCCCGGUAUUCCAAGUGACUUAGCCACAUUUCCUUCAGUGCAAUAGGUGGGUUUAAUGCUCUUUGUACACAGAUGUAUUGGCUACAUAGCGUGUAAAAACCAAGACUGGGAAGCCAUUCACUAAAAUCCCUCCUGACUCAAAGGACCUGUCUCCAGAUGGUACAGAGUCCCUUGAUGGCAUUUUACAAAACCAGCUCUGACUUCCUUAUCCUGAACAGGGAGUUUAUUUUAAAAAUGCUUCAUGCACCUGUUAUUUGGCUGAACAGAAGGCUCACUCCUCAAUCCCCUUCUCCUCGCCAUCAUUAGAGGAAUAGACUCAGCCUUCAUGUUUGUCUCUGGAAGACGAUUGGCGAUACUUGCAGGAAUAUUGUUGAUGCAGCCAAUAUUAAUUUGAGCUAAUGGAUUGUUAAUUCUGAAACGAAAACUGUAACUGUAGAGCAGGCUUUUACUAUGAGAGGUACUAGUUUUUAUAAUAGAGAAUGUGGUUGUGUGGGCUUUUUUUGAACAGAAAACACAACAAUGACCUAUACCGUGAGAAAAGCCAUUUUAUCUUCUUCAUGGUAUUUUUACCCCCAAAGGAACUGAAGAUGGAAAAUAUGACUAAUAAGUUAUUGCAGUUUUGGUCUUGAAUUCUGUGCCAUCUGAAGUUAGCAUCCAGCUUCUUAAAAAGCAGCCACGCCUACAGCCUGUUUUUUGGGAAGGGUGUAGGUGGAGAGAUGGGCUUAUUUUGCAUACCACCCUCAGGGCCCAGAGACCCACUGCAUUUUCCAAAGUUAAGCAAAUGACACCAUUUUCUUCCAUCAGCUAAACUUUACAGAUAAUAGUGAUUCCACCUCAUAUCCUUUUCUUUGCCCCUUCUCAAAUGAGUCAGAAUAGUCAUGUUCCCCUUGAGGGAUGUCUGACUUGAAUGGAGAAUUGUUCUUUCCUCUCUUGAAUCAGCUCACUAGCUCCCUGAUGGUCUGGGUUCAAGGAAAUGGUUAAUGAGGUAGAGGCCACUUAUACAAGUCCUUGGGAUUGUACCAUUGCUGUCCACAAACUUAGUAUCAGCAACACAUGCUGUGCCCUGUGAACACUCUCCUCUCACCUGUUUCCAGGGUUGGUCUUCCUGAGAAGGGGAUGGAUGAGGUAACACACAGUUUGGGAUACGUAUCUGUUGAAUGAAUGAAUAAGUGAAAGGAUAAUAGUCCUCUGAGGUAAAAAUGGCCUUGUCAGAAUUUUGAAAAUCCAACAGAUUCCUAUUAAAGCACUCUGUGUACCAAUAACAUGCAUGCAUUGUACCAAGUAAUCACAAUGUGAAUUGGUCAAUUUAUGAGCCUUGCCUACUUUAGAAAAUAAAGAAACCUGCAGUAGCCUCUACCACACAGCAUGUACAAAGACCAGUAUGGACUUGCUAUCUUCCCUAUGUAUUGGACACUGUAUGCAAACACCAGAAGUACUUAACAAGUAGUGGUUUCUUGAUUUUUAGAUAUGUCUGUAGCCUCUUAGCCCUUUUGCCGGGAAUCAACUCAUUCUGAUGCCUCUGCACCUCAGUUCCUCUUACAAAAGCCUCCAGAUGAUCUAAAUCUAGUUAGCAAUGUCAGCCUGUGGACUGCAGCUGUUUGGGACAUUGUAUUCCUUUGUUUGUCUCUUGUUCUGAAGGAUUGUAUUGAUCACAAAGCUAUAUGCAUAAAGAUUCUCAUUGUUGUAA